AUGGCAGAUAAUAUCAAAGUUGACGAUAGAUGUGAAUUUGAAACUGAUAUGGUGUUCAAAUCACGGCAAUCGUUGAUCGAUUGGGUUCAACAAACUGGAUGCAAAUUGGGAUAUAUCAUCGUCAUUUAUAGAUCAAAUAUUGGUGGGCUCGGUAAAAAACAUAGAUUACAAUUCAAAUGUGAUCGCGGUGGCAAUUAUCAAAGCAAGAAACCCUCGCUGAAGCAGAAAUUCCAAGUCACGAGACAUAUUGACGGAGUUGAAAAAGCGAGAUCCAAACAACGUGAGCACCAUCAGAACUAUAUACAAUGCACGAAGAAGCACAAGACCGCUGAGAGAUCGGGUCAAUCACAAAUGCAAUCUGUGUUCUCAUUCCUCAAUGACCAUGAAUACUUUUUCGAUUAUCGAGCAAACCAUACAACCAAUGAGCUUGAAGAUUUAUUCUUUGCACAUCCUGGCUCGCUAGAUCGAUUGCGUGCAUUCCCGAACGUGUUGUUGAUGGAUGCGACAUAUCAGACCAACAGGUACGGGUUGCCUCUCGUAGAAAUUGUUGGUGUUACUUCAACUAGUCGACUUUUUGCAUAG
This is a messenger RNA of Tripterygium wilfordii, 582 nucleotides long. RefSeq lists its product as uncharacterized. The record is from RefSeq and is a predicted model, not a curated record. The transcript is spliced from 3 exons. NCBI's taxonomy places the organism in Eukaryota, Viridiplantae, Streptophyta, Magnoliopsida, Celastrales, Celastraceae. The coding region runs from base 1 to 582 and encodes 193 amino acids.